Molecule: messenger RNA, 180 nt
Organism: Arxiozyma heterogenica
Lineage: Eukaryota; Fungi; Ascomycota; Saccharomycetes; Saccharomycetales; Saccharomycetaceae
Gene: COX9
Product: cytochrome c oxidase subunit VIIa
Exons: 1
Coding region: 1-180 (59 amino acids)
Biological process (GO): mitochondrial electron transport, cytochrome c to oxygen
Molecular function (GO): cytochrome-c oxidase activity
Source: RefSeq, a predicted model, not a curated record
AUGCCAAUACAGCCAAUUCAAGGUGCUUUCAAGAGAAGAGUCUUGAUUGAUAUUGUAACCGGUAUUAGUAUCGGCGGUUGUUUAGCGUCAUAUUGGUGGUGGGGUUUCCAUAUGGAUAAAAUUAACAAAAGAGAAGAUUUCUAUGCUAAGUUAGCUGAAAGUAAGAAACAAAAAGAUUAA